AUGGCUUCACUGAGGAGAGUCAAAGUGUUGUUGGUGUUGAACUUGAUAGCGGUGGCCGGCUUUGUGAUCUUCUUGGCUAAGUGCCGGCCUAUCGCGGUGCGCAGCGGAGACGCCUUCCACGAGAUCCGGCCUCGCGCAGAGGUGGCUAACCUCAGUGCGCACAGCGCCAGCCCCAUCCAGGAUGCGGUCCUGAAGCGCCUGUCGCUGCUGGAGGACAUCGUCUACCGGCAGCUUAAUGGGUUAUCCAAAUCACUGGGACUCAUCGAAGGGUAUGGUGGGCGGGGCAAAGGAGGCCUUCCUGCCACCCUUUCCCCCUCGGAAGAAGAAAAAGCCAAAGGACCUCAUGAGAAGUACGGCUACAAUUCCUACCUCAGCGAAAAGAUCUCCUUGGAUCGGUCUAUUCCAGAUUAUCGUCCAACUAAGUGCAAGGAGCUCAAAUACUCCAAGGAGUUGCCCCAGAUAUCCAUCAUCUUCAUCUUCGUGAACGAGGCCCUGUCUGUGAUCCUGCGGUCAGUCCACAGUGCUGUCAAUCACACACCCACACACCUGCUGAAGGAGAUCAUCCUGGUGGAUGACAACAGCGACGAAGAGGAGCUGAAGGCCCCCUUGGAAGAGUAUGUCCACAAACGCUACCCUGGGCUGGUGAAGGUGGUACGCAAUCAAAAGAGAGAAGGCCUGAUCCGAGCACGUAUCGAGGGCUGGAAGGUGGCCACUGGACAGGUCACUGGCUUUUUCGAUGCCCAUGUGGAAUUCACUGCUGGCUGGGCCGAGCCUGUCCUGUCCCGCAUCCAAGAAAACCGGAAGCGGGUCAUCCUCCCCUCCAUCGACAACAUCAAGCAGGACAACUUCGAAGUGCAGCGCUACGAGAACUCUGCCCACGGGUACAGCUGGGAGCUGUGGUGCAUGUACAUCAGCCCCCCGAAAGACUGGUGGGACGCCGGCGACCCCUCUCUCCCAAUCAGGACGCCAGCCAUGAUUGGCUGCUCAUUCGUGGUCAACAGGAAAUUCUUUGGUGAAAUUGGUCUGCUGGACCCUGGAAUGGAUGUGUAUGGAGGAGAGAAUAUUGAACUUGGAAUCAAGGUGUGGCUCUGUGGUGGCAGCAUGGAGGUCCUUCCGUGCUCACGGGUGGCUCACAUCGAGCGGAAGAAGAAACCCUAUAACAGCAACAUCGGCUUCUACACCAAGAGGAACGCACUCCGGGUAGCCGAGGUCUGGAUGGACGAUUACAAGUCUCAUGUGUACAUAGCGUGGAAUCUGCCUCUGGAGAAUCCGGGGAUCGACAUAGGUGACGUCUCAGAAAGAAAAGCAUUAAGGAAGAGUUUGAAGUGUAAGAAUUUCCAGUGGUACUUGGACCACGUCUACCCGGAAAUGAGAAGAUACAAUAAUACUAUUGCUUAUGGGGAGCUUCGUAACAAUAAGGCCAAGGAUGUCUGCCUGGAUCAGGGGCCACUGGAGAACCACACAGCAAUCCUGUACCCAUGCCACGGCUGGGGACCACAGCUCGCCCGCUACACCAAGGAAGGCUUCCUGCACUUGGGUGCUUUGGGGACCACCACGCUCCUCCCUGACACCCGCUGCCUGGUGGACAACUCCAAGAGCCGGUUGCCGCAGCUCCUGGACUGUGACAAGGUCAAGAGCAGCUUGUACAAGCGGUGGAACUUCAUUCAGAAUGGAGCCAUAAUGAAUAAGGGCACCGGGCGCUGCCUGGAGGUGGAGAACCGGGGCUUGGCCGGCAUUGACCUCAUCCUCCGAAGCUGUACGGGACAGAGGUGGACAAUCAAGAACUCCAUCAAGUAGAUGGAAGGGACGAGGGCACAUGGAGCCCAGAGCCAGGACAGGGCCUGGCAAU
Arvicola amphibius (Eurasian water vole) is the source of this 1849-nucleotide messenger RNA. RefSeq names its product polypeptide N-acetylgalactosaminyltransferase 17 (gene Galnt17). Gene Ontology annotation, cellular component: Golgi apparatus. The transcript is spliced from 11 exons. The coding region runs from base 1 to 1797 and encodes 598 amino acids. Lineage: Eukaryota; Metazoa; Chordata; Mammalia; Rodentia; Cricetidae. The record is from RefSeq and is a predicted model, not a curated record.